AUGGCCUUCACCAGGCAGGUUUGGGCGUUGGUCAAGAAGAACUUCCUGCUUGCGCUGGUUCGACCAUACAUCACGACGCCACUGCGAGCCUUCGUCCUUCCGGUCGUCCUCAUUGCUUUCUUGUCAUUUGCUCGUAACUUGUUUGUCGUCCCGUCCAAAUAUGGGAUUGCAUCGCCUAGUCCUAUCUUGUCUCUAGAUGAUGCCCUGAAGUCAGUGUCCUCUUCACGGAAUAAUGUGGUCUUCGUCAAUAAUGGCUUCGAAAAUGGUGAUAUUACCCGGGUCAUCGACCAGGUGUCCAUGCCCGUACGGGCAAGCGGGAAAUCAGUAACGAUACUAUCAUCCGCCGAUGCGGUCCAGGACAUAUGCAAGAGUUCAAUUCUGGGUACCAGUUCUUGCAUAGCUGUGGCUGUCUUUGCCUCAUCCCCGAAUGAGGGAAAUGGUGGCAGAUGGAACUACACUAUCAAAGCGGACGGUGCUCUAGGGAAGAACAUCGAUAUCGAGUCGACUACCAAUGAUGCCCAAACGUAUAUUCUCCCCUUUCAACAUGCAAUAGAUCGGGCCAUCGCUUCGGUCAGCGGGACACAAGGGCCCAUCAACAAACAGGUUAUGCAAUAUCCAUACACAUCCAAAUCUGAAGAAGAGCGUAUCAAGGACAACCGCAUCAGAUAUACUGGCACGAUCAUCAGUAUUCUGGGAAUCGCCUUUCUCGUGGGUAGCAUUGGUAUCACCUAUCAGUUAACCGGCCUUGUUGCAACCGAGAGGGAGUUGGGUAUCUCCCAGCUUAUCGACUGCAUGAUCCCAACCACAAGCCCUUGGAAAUCCCAGGCUGCUCGUUUCCUUUCUGUCCAUCUCGCCCUUGACAUCAUCUACUUGCCAGGCUGGAUUGCAAUGGCUAUAAUAUUAAAAGCCGUCGUCUUUACGAAAUCCUCCGUUGGCAUUCAGAUAAUAUUCCAGCUCCUGGCCGGUCUAUCCCUGGCCUCCUUUGCCUUGUUCGGAGCAUCCUUCUUUAAAAAGGCACAGUUAAGUGGAAUUACAGUCGUUAUUACCUCGUUGGGUCUUGGUAUCGUUGCGCAAGUCGUUCACCCAUCCAGCUCCGCUGCUGUUGCCAUUCUAUCCCUCCUGUUCCCUCCCAUGAACUUUAUCAACUUUGUCAUUUUCAUGGCAAGAUGGGAGAGACAGGAUCAAGCGACCAAUCUGGUGAAGAGUGCCCCUGAAAGUCCCUGGAGUAUCCCUGGCAUUGUCUUUUGGAUAUUCGCCAUCAUUCAUAUCAUAGUCUUCCCGAUCCUCGCCGCCAUCGUAGAGCGUUUGCUCCACGGUACUGGGUCAAAAUGCAGAAAGAGCAUAAGAUCGGAUCUCGCUCCUUAUGCCGUCUCUCUCAACGGCUUUACGAAAGAGUACAAGCCAAGCUGGUUUCACAGAACUGUCGCCCCGAUUUUUGGAAGCCAUCGUGAAACAGUCUUGGCUGUCGACGACCUCAACCUCAAUGUUAAUAAAGGUGAAAUCAUGGUCCUCCUUGGGGCUAACGGCAGUGGAAAGUCAACAACUCUAGAUGCCAUAUCAGGAGUUUCAAAAACCACAUCUGGCGAGGUCUCUGUGGCUUACCCUGAAAAUGCUGGUGGCUUCGGCAUGUGCCCCCAGAAGAAUGUUAUCUGGGACAAACUUACUGUACAAGAGCAUAUUUCAAUUUUCAAUGGCCUGAAGACUCUUGAGAAGCCUGACAGCAAGGAAGAAAUUGCGGAACUUGUAGCCGCCUGCGACCUGGAUAAGAAACUGAAGGCUCUUGCCGGAACCCUAUCUGGUGGUCAGAAGAGAAAGCUCCAAUUAGCCAUGAUGUUUACUGGUGGAUCAUCUGUAUGCUGUGUUGAUGAAGUUUCAUCUGGCCUAGACCCUAUUUCUAGACGAAAGAUAUGGGACAUUCUUCUUGCAGAGCGAGGCAAAAGAACCAUUCUACUAACCACCCAUUUCCUUGAUGAAGCCGAUGUGAUUGCAGAUAGAAUCGCAAUCUUAUCCAAAGGCGUUCUCAAAGCCGAAGGUUCUAGCGUCGAACUUAAGCACAAGCUUGGAUCUGGCUAUAGGAUCUAUGUCUACCAAGGGCUUACGUCGGAGAAAUUGCAAUUUCCAGCAACUUUGCGGACUGAGACCCUUCACGACCAGGUCAUCUUUACUGUUGCUGACUCUUCACAGGCAGCUAGGUUUGUUAGCCAGUUGGAAGAAAAGGGUAUCACCGAGUACCGUGUCAGUGGCCCAACUAUCGAGGACGUCUUCUUAAAGGUUGCCGAAGAGAUCCAUAGCGAAGCCGAAAGCUGGGAAGAAGAUGGAAAGAGCGGGAAGAUGUCCGAUCAGACUCCGCAUCUCCUCACCGGACACCGAAUUGGAAUGGUCCAGCAAGCAUGGGUCCUACUAUGCAAAAGAGCUACUAUCCUUCGUCGAAACUACCUUCCUACUAUUGCUGCGUUCCUACUCCCGAUUAUUGCUGCCGGAUUGGUAUCCCUCCUUAUGAAAGACUAUGAGCUUCCGGUCUGCACGGGGCCAGCCGCGUUCUCUCAAUCCAACGUAAACUCCAUCUUAAACCAGGUUAAAUUGAAGCUGGUAAUUGGGCCAAGCAGCAAGCUUUCUGCGGGAAGUCUAAUCUCCCUUGGUGGAGGACUUGGUGGUGGUGCUGGCGGCUCACUUCCCGCAAAUGUUACAGAAGCUUUGCGAAACGGUACUCAUGUUGUAAAUUCCCUUCAGGAAUUCAACGAUUAUAUUGCUACUAACUUCAGGAACGUUACUCCCGGCGGAUUCUACCUUGGAGAUGACACUUCGCCGCCAACGCUGGCAUGGAAGGGAAAUUCCGGCGUUGCCUUAGCUUCAAUCCUACAGAAUCAGAUGGACAAUCUCUUAUACAACAUUUCCAUCUCUACUCAGUACCAGAUCCUCGAGGUCCCAUGGAUAUCAUCAGCCUCGAGCACACUCCAGCUUAUUAUCUACUUGGGCCUGGCUCUAUCUGCUUAUCCAGCUUUCUUCUCCCUCUACCUUACGAUAGAGAAGCUUCGACAUGUUAGAGAUCUACACUACAGCAACGGUGUUCGAAGCCUUCCGUUAUGGCUAUCUUAUCUGUCAUUCGACUUCGCCAUCGCCCUUACGUCUACCGUCAUAAUGGUAAUAGUCUUCAGGGCGGUUUCCUCUAGCUGGUAUCAUCUAGAGUAUCUUUUUGUCGUCUUUUUCCUGUACGCUAUCACAUCGACGCUGUUUGCCUACAUAAUCUCGGUGUUUGCUUCGUCCCAACUUGCCGCAUUUGCUUUUGCUGCUGGAGGUCAAGCGAUAUUAUUCCUCGUCUACCUCAUAGCAUACAUGUCAGUGGUCACCUAUGCACCAACUGACCAAGUACAAAAUCUUCUGUUAGUCGUGCACUUUGCCAUUGCUACAAUCUCACCGAUCGGCAAUGUAAUCCGCUCCCUCUUUGUGGCCCUAAAUGUCUUCUCGACCAUCUGCAGGGAUAAAGAGAUAGUCAGUUACCCUGGAGAUAUUACGGCGUACGGUGGCCCUAUUCUCUACCUCAUCUUGCAGGCGCUUGUAUUAUUCGGGGUGCUUUUAUUCUGGGAUUCUGGCUUGUCGUUCCGUCGCUUUACGAAGAAAAGGCAAUCUGACCGAGAGAAAGAGAUCAAUGGCGAUCCAGACCUUGGACAUGAGAUUCAGCGUGUGUCGAGUGCUAACGAUGGCCUUCGAGCCAUCCAUUUGACCAAGACUUUUGGGAAAUUCACAGCAGUCGAGGAUGUUACGUUUGGGGUACCCCGUGGCGAAGUAUUCGCCCUGCUGGGACCUAAUGGUGCCGGAAAAUCCACCACCAUCAGUUUAAUCCGAGGAGAUAUCCAACCCUCUAACAGCGGCGGCGAGAUCUUCGUCGAAAAUAUACCAGUCACCACACAACGAGCGACAGCCCGCUCCCAUAUGGGUGUUUGCCCGCAGUUUGAUGCCAUAGACCAACUGACUGUGCUGGAACAUUUGAGAUUCUACGCGCGCAUUCGAGGAAUCCCGGACGUGGAACACAAUGUACGCGAGGUUAUUCGAGCCGUUGGCCUCACGCCCUACGGGAAUAGGAUGGCGAUGCAACUGUCUGGUGGAAACAAGAGAAAAUUGUCUCUUGGAAUUGCAUUGAUGGGCAACCCAACAGUGCUUUUGUUAGAUGAACCCUCAUCCGGCAUGGACGCUGCUUCCAAGCGAGUCAUGUGGCGCACACUUGAAUCCGUUGUCCCUGGCCGAUCGUUAGUCCUGACGACGCAUUCUAUGGAGGAAGCCGACGCUCUCGCUACCCGUGCUGGUAUUAUGGCCAAGCGAAUGCUUGCCAUCGGCACUACUGAUGACCUCCGCCGCCGUCAUGGCAACGCAUAUCAUGUCCACAUCGUCCACCAGGAUGCACCACAUACCUCUGUAGCUGACAUGGAAGAGAUACGUGCCUGGGUCGCUAGCACACUUCCUGGCGCAUCCAUCGAACGAAAAACAUACCACGGCCAGCUUCGCUUCAGUCUGAACGGCUCAUCGUCUCUCUCCGGGCCACACAAUAGUGAAUCUGGUUCGCCGACACAAACUGGCGAGGAUGACUGCAUAUAUGCGGACUCCCCGGUAACUGGACGGAGCAUUGGCGACCACGACGACAAGAUCAGUACUAGCAAGCUGUUCUCGCUCCUUGAACAGAACAAAGAAAGGCUACAUUUCGCUUACUAUUCUGUCAGCCAAACCACUCUUGACCAAGUGUUCUUGACCAUAGUUGGGCAACAUAACAUCAAGGAGGAAGGAGAGUAA
Microsporum canis CBS 113480 is the source of this 4782-nucleotide messenger RNA. RefSeq names its product ATP-binding cassette sub-family A member 7. Gene Ontology annotation, cellular component: intracellular membrane-bounded organelle; membrane. The record is from RefSeq and is a predicted model, not a curated record. The coding region runs from base 1 to 4782 and encodes 1593 amino acids. The transcript has 4 exons. Lineage: Eukaryota; Fungi; Ascomycota; Eurotiomycetes; Onygenales; Arthrodermataceae. Gene Ontology annotation, molecular function: ATP binding; lipid carrier activity; ATP hydrolysis activity. Gene Ontology annotation, biological process: lipid transport; transmembrane transport.